This is a messenger RNA of Gadus chalcogrammus (walleye pollock), 2711 nucleotides long. RefSeq names its product cadherin-related family member 1a (gene cdhr1a). The record is from RefSeq and is a predicted model, not a curated record. Gene Ontology annotation, cellular component: plasma membrane. Gene Ontology annotation, biological process: homophilic cell-cell adhesion. The transcript has 19 exons. Gene Ontology annotation, molecular function: calcium ion binding. Lineage: Eukaryota; Metazoa; Chordata; Actinopteri; Gadiformes; Gadidae. The coding region runs from base 1 to 2577 and encodes 858 amino acids.
AUGACGGACGCAACUCAAAACAGGAAGAGCAGGGGCCCAAACAACACAGACCCCUCACACAGGACGACCAGGGGCCCAAACAAAGGGGCAGCACAAGCUGACUUCGCUCCGUAUUUCUACGACAACGGACCCUACAUCCAGAAUGGAAACCUGGCUCUGUUCAGCCUCUCUGAGGACACAGCAGUCGGCACACACAUCUAUUCUCUCAACGGGACAGACCCCGAGGGCCAGGAGGUGAGAUACGGCCUUGCCUUUGACCCCGGCUCCAAACAAUACUUCAGAGUGGACCCGGUUUCUGGGAACAUUACUUUGGUGGAGAAGCUGGAUCGAGAGAAACAAGAUUCCAUCGAUGUUCUCGUCAGCGUCACUGAUGGAAGAAGCAAGGUGGUGGAACGAGUCACAGUGUUUGUGAUGGAUGCCAACGAUGAAAAACCAGAAUUCCAAAAUAUGCCGGCUAUUGUCAAUGUACUAGAAACUGCCCAGUCCGGAAGCAGCCUCUUCCAGGUCCAGGCACUGGACAGAGACACGGGCUCUGGGGGGUCCAUCAACUACUACCUCCAGGGGGCUCAGUCCAGUCUGUUCUCUAUAGACAGACAUAGUGGGGUCCUCCGCAUCCGAUCCGGAGAGACCCUGGACUACGAGAAAUCCAAAACACACUUUGUCACGGUGAUCGCCAAGGAUGGCGGGGGGGACUUCAAUGGCAGGGAGCAGUUCAUGUCGUCCUCCGCCUCGCUGACCAUCAACGUUGUGGACCAACAGGACACGCCCCCCUCCUUCAUCGGCACGCCCUACUUCGGGUUCGUCUACGAGGUCUCGUUGCCCGGCUCUGAGGUCUACAGGGUUUUGGCCAAAGACGGAGAUGCAGGGAACCCAAACCCUAUCGUUUACUCCAUGGACGACGGAGACGACGGUGUGUUUGGCAUCAACAAGACAAACGGCCGCAUCACGCUGCUCACUCAGCCCGGCAAUCUGAAGAGAGAGAUCUUUAACAUAAUUGUUCGGGCCUCAGAGGUGGGUGAGAAUGGCAAACUGCUGGAUUACGGGACGACCCCGGUGGUGAUCCGCGUGGUGGACCUGAACAACAACCCGCCCACCUUCUACGGGGAGCACGGCCCCCAGAACACCUUCCAGCUGACCAUGAACGAACACCCCCCCGAGGGAGAGAUCCUCAGGGGCCUGAAGAUCACCGUCAACGACUCGGAUCAGGGGGCUAAUGCUAAAUUCAACCUGCGGCUGAUUGGUCCGGGGAGAAUGCUGAGAGUCGUCCCACAGACGGUGCUCAACGAGGCCCAGGUGACCAUACUGGUGGACGACUCUUCCUCCAUGGACUACGAGAAAUACCAGUUCCUCACCUACAAGCUUCUGGCGGUGGAGAUCGACACACCAGAGAGGUUCAGCGCCACAGCCGACAUCAUCAUCCACCUGCUGGACACCAACGACAACGCUCCCAAGUUCUCCUCCGACUACUACAUAGCCAGGAUCCCCGAGAACUCCCCCGGAGGCUCCAACGUCGUCUCAGUGACUGCUACAGAUCCAGACUCGGGUCGAUGGGGUGAAGUUAGAUACUCCAUUUAUGGCUCUGGAGCUGACCUGUUCCUGAUCCAGCCGGCAUCGGGCAUCAUCUACACCCAGCCGUGGGCCAGCCUGGACGCGGAGCUGCGCUCCAAGUACAACUUCUACGUGAAGGCGGAGGACACGGAGGGGAAGUACAGCCUGGCGGAGGUGUUCGUCACCGUGCUGGACCUCAACGACCACUCGCCCGCCUUCAACCAGAACCUGCUUGAGAAGACCAUGGUGAUCGGAGCUCCCGUGAUGAUACAGGCCGUGGACGAGGACGCGGAGGAGCCCAACAACGUCAUCGAGUACUCCAUCAUGAAGGCGGACCCCGACAACAUCUUCGACAUCAACACGUCCACGGGGGAGAUCGUCCUCAAGUCCUACGUCAAGUCCAUGGCCAUCGUCCAGAACAUCACCAAGCAGAAGGAGUGCAUCUGGUCUGUGGUGGUGCAGGCCCGCGACCAGGGCCAGCCCUCCUUCAGCACCACCGCCGUCCUGAAGAUCGACAUCACCGAAGCCACCCAACUGGGGGGUGGGCCUCUGUCUACGUUUUUAAUGCAGAGUAGAGACAAACCGUUGCAAAUCCUGGCCAUGCUGGCCGGGGUGAUUGGCACGAUGGUCGUAGUCACGGUGACCAUCUCCACCGCCACCUUCAUGCGUAACAAAAGGUCCAACCGCGUGCUUCCCCACCGCCGGGUCAGGCGCCGGCCGCAGAAGCCCAGCCAGGGCUGGUCCACCUGGACCCUCCCCCGGCCCUUCGGCCGGGGGUGGGGGCGGGGGGGCGGGGGCGACCCGGCGGACAAGCCUCUACCGCUGGCCCAUCCGCCGCCCCCGUGCGCCCCGGCGCUGCCCCCGCCCGCCUCACAGUACCACUGGGCAGUGCCCACCGUGUCCGGGGGGGUGGCGGUGGCGGCCAAGGCCAAGAGGAAACAGAGGAGCAAAGAGGACCUGAUGAACAAGGCGCUGGUGUCUGAGCUCAAGAUGAGGCUGGAGCAGAAGAGACUGCAGAACCAAUACUAGCGACCGGGGGACACUGUGUGUGUGUGUGUGUGUGUGUGUGUGUGUGUGUGUGUGUGUGUGUGUGUGUGUGUGUGUGUGUGUGUGUGUGUGUGUGUGUGUGUGUGUGUGUGUGUGUGUGUGUGUGUGUGUGUGUG